AUGAGCGAGUGCCGCCGUUCCGUGCUGUCCUGUGCCCGCUGUCGCAGACGCAAAAUCAAGUGCGACCGCGCAAUCCCCUGCGGCCAAUGCAUCGCCGCAAAGUCGGAGUGCACGGGGUUCAGCUCGAAGGACCAGGAUCCCAACAUCCCGCGGAGCAUCGUCCAGCAUCUCGAGGCCGAGAUCGCCAAGGUGGAAGGAGAACUCGCGCGCAAUGGCCACCUGGAAGAGCUCAACGCCUCGGACAUUCUCGCUGGGAUGCCCACGAACGACGGCGUGCCCAUCGAUGAUGCGGCUCUACCGAUAAUUGACCUGCCCGCCACCAAGCCCGACACGCCCAAGCUGAGCCUCAACACCGACAUCCUCGCAACCUCAACCGCCCCGCGAGACACCAUCCGCGACGAGGUCAUGACCUGCGGCGAACUACAGGCCAUGAUAUUUGCCAUCCUGCCCACGGGCCCCGGAAUCACCGACCUCAUCUCACGGGUCCGAAUGAGCCUGACACCGUCUACAGCCAUCGCAUCAGGGUCACCGAGAGAAGCACGCCGGAGAUCGAUCUCGCGCGCCAACCACGAGGUCAGCUGCGCCAUGCUCAAAUCGAUCCCGACAGCGAUUCUGCGGAGUCUCAUCAAGAAAUACAUGACGCGAGUGUACCCUAUCUACCCGGUCCUGCACGCCCCGUCCCUCUGGCAGCAGCUCGAUAAAGUCGUCAGAACCCUACAGGAACUGCCAGAAAAGCACCGCUCUGUGGCCCCCUCGUUCGAUUUCCUCAUUGUCUACCUCAUGCUCUCCAUCUCCGCCACGCUGGGCAGCGCCCGGACGGGCCACGAAGCGAAACACAUGGUCUUCUCCGGCUCGCUCUUCGAAGAAGGCCUCCAGCACUUAUCCGACAAGGCCAAAAUCCCCUCUGAUCUAGCAGGCAUACAAGUCACGCUGUUGGUCCUACAAUACGCAUCGAUCAAUCCUCGCCUCGCAAACGUGUGGAUGUUGACUGGUGCGGCAAUGCGCGCGUGCCUCGAACUCGGCCUGCACCGCGAACCCCCAGAGGCGCUACAAUUCGACCAAUUGACGCUUGACCUCCGUCGCCGCCUCUUCUGGUGUGCAUACAACUUUGACCGUGCCAUCUGCUCAGCUUUGCAACGCCCGCUUUCCAUUCCCGAUCAGAGCAUCGACGCGCACUUCCCCUCUGUCCUGGACGAUCGACACAUCCAUCCCAACGGCAUCGACGCCACGGGCGCAGAAACAAAGACCCACAAUCUCCGCUGGAUCCAGUUUCGUCGACUCCAGUCCGCCAUGACCGAGGUGCACUUCCAAGGCAAGCCGUUGGAACACGGGCAAAGUUGGGAGGAUUGGCUCGUCAGCAUGGAGCGCCGCCUGCAGGCGUGGUACGAAGACUACAAUGACGGGCAUGAACUCACUGAAUUCACGCUCGCCCAUGGACUGACGAACCUGCAUCGGCCGAGUCCCAGAGUGCCGCUUCCCGGACCCCGGAGCCUCAUGGUGGCGUUCGAAGCGGCCUGCUCGAGCGCCAAGUCCCUUCGAGAUCACAUCCUCACAGGCUUUUACCGACGGAGCUGGUUGAUCGCGCACCACGUACUCGAGAAUAGCAUGGUUGUGUUGUUCUGUCUGAGACACGGCUUUGACACCAUCUCGGCCAGAUUCAACGCCCAGCAGAUCUUCGAAAUGACCAAGGUCUUCACGGCGAAUUUUCUGGCCCUGGCCGCCCAGGGCUGGAACGAAGUCUCGAACUAUGCAGGCGUGUACGAGCGGCUCCUUGGCCCGCUGCUUGAAUCCGUCUUCUCGAAUCGACCGCCUUCUCUAUCGUCGUUUGGUCCGGCGCAAGACGCCGAACUCACGCGCAUGCUCUACCCCGGCCCGGCGCAGCUCGAUAAACUGCGCUUCGGCAGCCGCUCCGGCUAUGAAGGAGAUGGUCUCCCCACGUUUGAUGUCGGAACCUUGAACUGGGAGGAAUUCAGCGUCAGCGACACAAGGAGCGCGAGUGCUGAAGGAUUUGUCGCAGGGUGGGACUUGUUCGACCCUAAUGCCGUCAGCAGCGGUGCCCACGACCUAGUUUUCGGGAUGGCUUGA
Messenger RNA from Cladophialophora carrionii CBS 160.54, 2085 nucleotides. RefSeq lists its product as uncharacterized. Gene Ontology annotation, molecular function: zinc ion binding; sequence-specific DNA binding; DNA-binding transcription factor activity, RNA polymerase II-specific. Gene Ontology annotation, biological process: DNA-templated transcription; positive regulation of transcription by RNA polymerase II. Bases 1 to 2085 code for a protein of 694 amino acids. Lineage: Eukaryota; Fungi; Ascomycota; Eurotiomycetes; Chaetothyriales; Herpotrichiellaceae. The record is from RefSeq and is a predicted model, not a curated record. The transcript has a single exon.